This is a messenger RNA of Lagopus leucura (white-tailed ptarmigan), 786 nucleotides long. It is a transcript of the gene LRRC18, whose product is annotated as leucine rich repeat containing 18. The transcript has a single exon. NCBI's taxonomy places the organism in Eukaryota, Metazoa, Chordata, Aves, Galliformes, Phasianidae. The record is from RefSeq and is a predicted model, not a curated record. Gene Ontology annotation, molecular function: protein binding. The coding region runs from base 1 to 786 and encodes 261 amino acids.
AUGGCCAAGGGAAAAGGAAAAGGUCCUAAAGGAAAAAAAAUCACCUUGAAAACUGCAAAAAAUUCUAUCAGGAUCUCUUUUGAUGGAGGCCGUCGUCUUGACUUAAGUAAGAUGGGUAUCACUACCUUUCCCAAAUGCAUUCUAAAACUGGCUGAUGUGGAUGAGCUUGAUUUGAGUAGAAACAUGCUCAAAAAGAUCCCAAACAGCAUUGAGAAGUUCCAGAAACUGCGCUGGCUGGACCUGCACAGCAAUCAGCUAGAAGAGUUGCCCAAGACAGUAGGUACGCUUCAGAAUCUUUUCUACCUGAAUAUAUGUAACAACAAGCUGACCAGCAAAACCUUGCCAGAAGAGUUGAACCUUCUAAAAAACCUGCGUAUUCUCAAUCUUGGCUUGAACUGUCUUGACAGCAUCCCCUCCACACUUGGAGCCCUGAAGGAACUUAAGGAGUUAGGUCUCUUUGACAACUUCUUGACCACUAUCCCAAACAGUGUGAAAACGCUUCCCAGGCUCCAGAAACUGAAUGCAGAAAGAAACCCUUUCCCUGAGUCAAAAAAAGAAGAGUACAUUGACCCCAUCAAGCGUGUAGAAUCGCUUUACUUAGUACAAGAGAAAGACCUAUGCUGUUCCUGCCUGAAGACCUGUCAGGAAGAAAGGGACAAACUAAACAAGUUUAAGAACACAAUAUCCUGCCCCUCCAAGAAGCUCAGUUUCCCUUUACUCCUUACACCCAACUCCACUGCAAUGGAUAACCAAGAACAAUGGAGAGUAAAAGAUGAACAUCUCUGA